Molecule: messenger RNA, 360 nt
Organism: Purpureocillium lilacinum
Lineage: Eukaryota; Fungi; Ascomycota; Sordariomycetes; Hypocreales; Ophiocordycipitaceae
Source: RefSeq, a predicted model, not a curated record
AUGGCAUGGGGUCCGCCCUCCCGAAUUCUCCGUCCGUGUCUCGGCGCUGGAUGGCUCUCUUCCUACAGCCCGGUACUUGUACUAUGUAGUACUUUAGAAGUACAGUACCUUCGAUAUCAACAGCGGCUGGGCUGGGGCAAUGCAUUCGUGCGUGUGUCUGAGCCGCACGUGGCUCGGCGGUACUAUCGCUGCCCUCCUCCCCUGCCCCCCGGAUGCCUCGCCCGUCCGUCUUGGUCCAGCCAGCCACGGGACAAGAGACCUGCCGGCGCAGCCUUGCCGCCGCCGUGUCGAGCGCCGUACGAAGCAUCGCCUGCUUCUCGGAUGUAUGCGCGUAGACACGACACCGUAGAUCCGAACUGA